AUGCAUCAUUGUGCAUGUGCGGAUGCGUAUGUAUAUACAUGUGUAUGCGAAAUCAAUGGUGGGUUUAUUCUAGGACCAAGACUGUGUCAGCUACUGACACGUGUAAUCGUCCUCAACUGCCAUCACCACACUUCACUCUUCUUUUCUCGUUCAUUUGGAUCGCUCUCUGUCAACCUCUGCAUUUCUAACCCCAUUCCAACCUUUUCAUCUCGCAUCAACGAGUGUAUCAAAAAGAACUCGCUGGCGAAUUUUGGAGAAGUUUUCUAUCGUUUUGCCAUGAGAGGAAGACAGCGGGUAGCAUCCAAGGAUCACAUAUUUGGCCAAGAUAAAGAUGAAACUUUAGCUUCAGUGCGUGUAUCGAAUGCCAAACCAUGUUGGCGGCAUUCUUUUCGGCAUGUACUAGCGGCGUCUAUUUCUUCAUUCUUGUAUGGAUACCAUAUUGGAGUAGUCAAUGAAACAUUAGAAAGCAUUUCUAUAGAUCUUGGAUUUACUGGGAAUACAAUGGCAGAAGGUCUUGUAGUAAGUAUAUGUUUAGGAGGUGCUUUUAUUGGAUCUCUGUUCAGCGGAUGGAUUGCAGAUGGUGUUGGGCGUAGAAGAAGUUUCCAGUUGUGUGCUUUACCAAUGAUAAUUGGGGCUGGAAUGAGUGCAACAGCAAAAACUCUGUGGGGCAUGCUUCUGGGAAGGUUAUUUGUUGGUACUGGAAUUGGACUUGGUCCACCUGUUGCAGCUCUUUAUGUGGCUGAGGUCUCACCUCCAGCUGUUCGAGGUGCUUUUGGAGCCUUAACCCAAAUUGCGACAUGUCUUGGACUCAUGGGUUCUUUCUUUAUUGGAAUCCCGGCAAAGGAAAUAGUUGGUUGGUGGCGAAUUUGUUUCUGGGUAUCUGUCAUUCCUGCUACAAUACUUGCCCUUUUUAUGGAGAUCUGUGCAGAGAGUCCUCAUUGGCUUUUCAAGAUAGGAAGAACCACUGAAGCUGAAUCUGAAUUUGAGAAGCUCUUGGGAGGAGUACAUGUGAAAGCUGCAAUGACUGAACUGUCAAAGUCUGACAGAGGAGAUGGAUCUGAUACAGUAUCAGUAUCAGAUUUAAUCUGUGGCCGCUACUCCAGAGUGAUGUUCAUUGGAUCUACGCUUUUUGCGUUGCAGCAGCUAUCUGGCAUAAAUGCCGUUUUUUAUUUCUCUUCAACUGUCUUUGAAAGUUUUGGUGUACCAUCUGAUAUUGCAAACACAUGUGUAGGAGUCUGCAAUUUAUUGGGGUCUGUUAUUGCAAUGAUUCUGAUGGAUAAACUUGGAAGGAAAGUGCUUCUCCUGGGUAGCUUUCUGGGCAUGGCAUUAACGAUGGGUCUUCAAGUCAUGGCUGCUAGUUCUUUUGCGUCCGGAUCUGGCGCAAUGUAUCUAUCUGUUGGUGGCAUGUUACUGUUUGUGCUGUCAUUUGCUUUUGGUGCUGGUCCAGUUCCUUGUCUUGUCAUGUCUGAAAUACUACCUGGCAAUAUCAGAGCAAAGGCAAUGGCAAUUUGCCUGGCUGUGCAUUGGGUGAUAAACUUCUUCGUGGGUCUAUUUUUUUUGCGCUUGCUGGAGCAAAUUGGGGCGCAACUCCUGUACUCUAUUUUUGGUUCAUUUUGUUUGAUAGCGGUGGUUUUUGUGAAGAAAUAUAUUCUGGAAACAAAGGGGAAGUCACUUCAGGAAAUUGAAAUUGCACUUCUUGCUCAAGAAGUGAACUUAACAAGCUAA
Molecule: messenger RNA, 1725 nt
Organism: Sphenostylis stenocarpa
Lineage: Eukaryota; Viridiplantae; Streptophyta; Magnoliopsida; Fabales; Fabaceae
Source: the annotation of a GenBank genome assembly